Messenger RNA from Venturia canescens, 740 nucleotides. It is a transcript of the gene EMC6, whose product is annotated as ER membrane protein complex subunit 6. The transcript is spliced from 5 exons. Gene Ontology annotation, biological process: protein folding in endoplasmic reticulum; autophagosome assembly. Gene Ontology annotation, cellular component: membrane; endoplasmic reticulum; EMC complex. The coding region runs from base 147 to 491 and encodes 114 amino acids. Lineage: Eukaryota; Metazoa; Arthropoda; Insecta; Hymenoptera; Ichneumonidae. The record is from RefSeq and is a predicted model, not a curated record.
CUUACUUUCCACUUCUCACAUCGUCAUUUCAUUCGUCAUUGUAUAAUUGUAACGCGAUUGAAAGCUUUAGCUUUCUUGAGUUUAGCAAACAAAGCGUAUCGUUGUAGCUCCGUACGAAUUAAUGCAAAACAAGAUAUAAUCACAAAAUGUCUGGGAAAGUGCGAACGAAGCAAGACAAAACUGGGGAAAUAAUAGCAUACAGCGAGGGAGCUGUCAGAAAUAAUGCAGCAGUGGUGGAAUAUUGUAGAAUAUCAAUGGCAGCUCUUUCCGGAGGAAUGGCAGGAUUACUCGGCUUGACGAGUCUUUAUGGAUUUGGAUUUUAUAUAUUUGCAGUUGUUGGUUUAUGGGCUAUGCUUUUGAUUAAAGCUGGAGGACAAUGGAAAAAAUAUUUCAUCAGUAGGUAUAGUUUGCUGACAAAUGGGUUUUUCGGUGGACUAUUUACCUACGUAUUAUUCUGGACAUUCCUGUACGGUAUGGUUCACGUAUAUUGACGAAAGAAUCGACUGAAGCAUUUAGAAAAUCGACCGAGAUCCACAUUUACAAAUGAAUUUUAGAAAAAUAGUGUUUUCACUUUUUUGUCAUAUGUUCAAACAACAAGUGUGUAAAAUAAUUUAUAAAUUUAUUAACAAUAACAUUAUCAAUGAGCGAUAUUCGAUGGGAUUCGUUUCAACUUUAUUGUUCACAGUAUGAAAUUCGAAGCCCUUAUUAAAUACGAAUAAUAAAAUAAAUAGAAUAUUCUA